Messenger RNA from Xiphophorus maculatus (southern platyfish), 2576 nucleotides. It is a transcript of the gene gpr184, whose product is annotated as G-protein coupled receptor 4-like. Gene Ontology annotation, molecular function: G protein-coupled receptor activity. The transcript is spliced from 2 exons. NCBI's taxonomy places the organism in Eukaryota, Metazoa, Chordata, Actinopteri, Cyprinodontiformes, Poeciliidae. Bases 376 to 1413 code for a protein of 345 amino acids. Gene Ontology annotation, biological process: G1/S transition of mitotic cell cycle; negative regulation of G2/M transition of mitotic cell cycle; G protein-coupled receptor signaling pathway. The record is from RefSeq and is a predicted model, not a curated record. Gene Ontology annotation, cellular component: membrane.
GUCUCGUGUACGCUGCCAACCUGCUGCUGAUGUUUAAGUUGCAGCUGCUUUCAGGAAGUCAAAAAUAAUAAGAAAAAAAAUAUUAGGAGAAAUUACAAAGCCAACGGUCCACGUACUUUGUGGUAAUUGCUUUACUAGCUGGUGAUGCUCUCACUCGUCGAGGUGGACAAUGUGAGACUGUGGAGACUGGAUUUUAAAUUAUGAGGAUUUUUCUUUCUCUCUGAAGAACAUUUUCUGACCAGCAGACUGAAGUUGUAACAUCUGUGUAACGUGUUCCACUCCUUGGCAGGAAGACAGAUUUUCUUCUUCAAACACACAACUCUGAACGAAAACAGGUGAACUUCCAAAACCAGACAGCGGCUGAACACUGAGGACAUGAUGAACGUCACACCCACAGCAAUUUUAGCCACGACAAAUGCUACACGUAAACCAUGUGUUGAUAUCGAGCCGAGUCCUGUCAGCGACUUCCUGAUGGCUGUUUACAUCCUGGCUUUUGUCUUUGGCUUGACUUUCAAUGUGCUGACUUUGUACCCAAUAUACCAGCAAGUAAAGCAGCAGAACGUUUUGGGGAUCUUCCUGCUCAACCUGUCAAUAUCAGACUUGCUAUUCAUCUUCACCAUGCCGCUUUGGAUAAAUUAUUACCGACGGAACCAUCGAUGGGGACUAGGUGUGGAGACCUGCAAUGUAGCAGGAUUCUUCUACUACUCCAACAUGUACAUCAGCAUGUAUCUGCUGUGUUGUAUCUCUGUGGACCGCUGCCUGGUGGUCUGUUACCCAUUCCGCUUCAAGCCCCACCGUACAUCUCGAUACGCAUGGGUCCAGUGUGCCGUAGUUUAUGCUUUGGUUAUGAUCACACACAUAUACAUUCUGAAAAAUGACGAAUUAACAAAUGUUCAUGAUAACGCACACGACAGUGACCGUUGUUAUGAGACCUACCCAAUGAAGCAUAAUGUGGCCAUGUUUAAUAUGAUCAGAGUGGGAUUAGGCUUCAUACUACCACUGCUCGUGUUGGGAGUGAGCUACUGGAAGGUGCUGGCCACUGUGGGGAAAAGUCCCGGCCUGAGCGCCUCAGCUAAGAGGAAAGUUCGUCUGCUAUCCUAUGGAGUAAUUGGCAUCUUCUCAGUUUGUUUUGCUCCCUAUCACAUCCUCCUCUUUGUGCGCUCACAUGUCAGUUUCUUCAACACAGUAGAAGUUCACUGUGAUUUUGAACGUAAGAUGCACUUCCCCUUCUCCGGCACUCUGGCACUGUCCAGCCUGAACUGUGUCGUGGAUCCUGUGCUCUAUGUUCUGGUCAGUAAUGGUGUAAGAGAUGAACUGAAAUUUUGCUGUAGAAGUGAUGAGCAGAAAGGGACGGAGGACUGCAGGCUGACUUCGGGUAAAAAAGAAACAUCUAAAGAGAGUGCUUUGAUAUGAAGGGUAGACGGACUGUGAUGUAUUAUUUGUUUGUAUGUAUGUACAGUAUGUAUUAGCCCUUACGGCCUCAAUUACAGAGUAACUUAAAACUGCUCAUUCCUGUGAUACAGAUGGGCGUUUGUGAGGUAAAGAAGUAAGAUUGUAUCAAAUGUUUUCAGAAACAUGUUCCCUCUUCUAUGUGACAUGUGAACCAGUUUAAUUCAACUGAAAAGCUGAAAAACCUGCAAAGGGGAAAACAUAAAAAGAUAAAAUAGCACCAAUAACCAUAUUAAGUGCACACACGCUUACACUUGUUAUUUCAAGUGUUUUAGUGUGCAUAAUAACAUACUAAAAAGUGUUAUUAUUCACCUUUUAGUGUACAUUUAAUCUGCCUAUUCAUCUAUUAUCAAUUGUAGCUAAACUGAUUAACCUGAAGCUCAGAAAUUGUAGCUUUUCUUUUCUUGUUUUGCUUCAGAACUGAGUAGCAGGCUUCCCCGAGGAAUCUAUUCUAGUAUCGUGACUCCAAGUUUAGUACAGUUUUUCACUUGAAACCAGAACUAAAAUCUGAGACAAAAUCUGUUGGAUUAUCUGGGAGGGUUGUGAAAAAGGUCUGGUAGAUUCUAAGAUUUUCAGGCAGAGUAAGCAAAUAUUGGUUUGACAAGGAGUGUUAAGUCUCAAUGCUGUUAUUGAAUCAAAAGUUGUUUUUUCAAUGUGUUAUUUAUUUUGCAUACACAUGCAAACCACACCAGGCUGGUAUUAGUAUGUCAGUUUAGUAUUUUUGCCCAAGUAAAAGUUGUUUUUUUUUUUUACUUAAACUGAAAAAGUUGAACUUGAUAAAUGUGACAGUGCAUUUGAAAAAAAGUUUGGAAAUGUUUCACUUACUGACUUCAAAAAUGUCCUGAACUUUUACCGAAUGUGUGGACGUCUAGGCGUCUGUUUCUCCCGCUCUGCACACUAUGCAUAGAGGAAGACGGCUGUGAGAUGUUUGUGUCUCAGGUCUCAGGGCGCAUUGUAGUCUUUUGGCUUAAUUGCUCCUGAGGCUUCUCUAAGUGGCAGACAAUUUUUGUUACACACUUACAUUGAACCAGCCUUUUUACUUUAUUUUCAUUCUGUGCACGUUGCAUAUGUGUACCAUGCAAUUCUUGAAGUGUAAAUAAAAGCAUGCAUGCAAUUUCCACCACAAA